AGCAAAGAAGACAAAAAAAGGCUCUUUCAAAUGUGGGGUCCACCUGUAUAUAAUUCCUUUCAAUCAUGUGCGCGGAAGUCACUUUUUUUUUGCCAAAAUUUGAAAUCCAAUGCCGGAAAAACAGCAGAGCCAACAGCUUCACUACUCUUUUUGUUUUCUACACUUUUUAACGAUAGCAGCAAACAUUGAAUUUUGAUAUUUGAGAUGGCUGAGAAGAGAAAAGACGCUUCAAGUAAUAGUAGUGGAGGAGCACUUGUGAAACGAGCCAAGCAAGACGGCCAGGAUAACAACGAUAAAUCCCUCAUCAACCUGUCUAAUGAGAAGUCUGGAACGAAGAAUGCUAUUGUAGGAACUAUUAAACGUACAUCAGGAUUAGACGCACCUGUUAUGCAAUUGAUGGGACACGAGGGAGAAAUCUAUUCUUGUGAAUUUGAUCGCUCCGGUGAAUACAUAGCUAGUGCAGGUUUUGAUCGACAAAUAUUGCUAUGGAAUACUUAUGGUGAAAUCAAGAAUUAUGGAGUCCUCAAAGGUCAUACAAAUGCCGUCAUGGAAAUGCAUUGGUCUCGAGAUGGCAAUCAUAUUUAUAGUUGCUCUGCCGAUAAGUCUGUCAGUAUUUUUGAUACAAAGUCUGGCCAACGGGUUCGCCGAUGGAGAGGACAUACAGGCAUUGUGAAUAGUUGUCAGGUCGCACGUAGAGGACCUGAGCGUCUUGUUUCUGGCAGCGAUGACGGCACAGUCAAAAUCUGGGAUAACAACUCGAAAGAGGCUGUGCAUACAUUUGAGAAUGACUAUCAAGUGACAAGUGUCUGUUUCAGUGAGGCGGGUGAUAUGGUAUAUUCAGGCGGUAUAGACAAUGAAAUCAAAGUAUGGGAUUUACGUAAAAAUCAAUUGGCAUAUACAAUGAAGGGACAUAUGGAUACGGUGACGGGAUUAUCAUUGAGUCCAGAUGGAUCUUAUCUAUUAUCAAAUGCUAUGGAUAACACCGUGCGUAUGUGGGAUGUGAAGCCUUUCGCGCCAGCAGACAGAUGCGUUAAAAUAUUCGAAGGAGCACCACAUGGAUUUGAAAAGAAUUUAAUUAAACCUUGUUGGUCAACAGAUGGUUCACAAAUUGCAUGCGGUUCAGCUGAUAGAACAGUAGUCAUUUGGAAAGUGGAUUCAAGAAAGAUAUUGUAUAAGCUUCCUGGACAUAAAGGAUGCGUGAAUGAUGUAGAUUGGCAUCCAAAAGAACCCAUUGUCAUGAGCGCUAGUACAGAUAAGACAUUAUUUUUGGGUGAAGUAAAGCCAACCAAACUAUAAGAAGUCUGUCAAACUGAUUAAUAAACCAAUUUGCCAUCAUUAAUUGUAUGAAUCCAAACUUUUUUUUUUUUUUUUUUUUUCUU
This is a messenger RNA of Mycotypha africana, 1379 nucleotides long. RefSeq lists its product as uncharacterized. Gene Ontology annotation, cellular component: catalytic step 2 spliceosome. Bases 205 to 1296 code for a protein of 363 amino acids. Gene Ontology annotation, molecular function: protein binding; RNA binding. NCBI's taxonomy places the organism in Eukaryota, Fungi, Mucoromycota, Mucoromycetes, Mucorales, Mycotyphaceae. The transcript is spliced from 5 exons. The record is from RefSeq and is a predicted model, not a curated record.